AUGGACACCAUGGAUCCGAGAGCGCUGACUGAAAAGCUAAAAACAGUCGUCAAAAGUCGGAGGGCAGAGCUGGAACCAUCUUUCGUGCGAGAACUUCAAGCCCAGCGGCUACAUUUGAACUCUUUCCACUACAAUGUCUUGAUGAGCAGCUGUAGGGGCACACGGAGUUGGAGAGGUGCUGCGGAAUGGCUCAGACAUAUGCAGAAGGAGAGGCUGCCACCAGAUGCCUGCAGUAUCCACACAGCAAUCACAUCCUGCAAAGAUUCGAGUCUUUGGACAAAAGCAAUUCUUUUCUUCCGACAGAUGCCAGUUCAAUCACUGGCAACAGAUGCCACUGGUUUCGGAGCAACUCUGGCUGCCGCUCAAGGUGAAGAUUGGCGUCUCGCACUGUCGCUGUGGGGCAGCCACUAUGGAACUGCCAAGCAUCUGAGAACGCAGAUUGGCUGCUGUGCCGUACUGAAGGCCUUUCAGAAGAGCAGCUGGCGCAAUGCGAUUUGCAUGCUGCAAGAUAUGUCCGUCACAAGGAUGGAACCAGAUUUGAUUAGCUGCAGCACCAUAGCCGGCGGCUUGGAUGCAUCGUUGAAAGUCGGCCAGGGCGGUCAUGAGUGGUUCGAUUUACUGGGGGCGCAAUUCCUGUGUGCAAUUUACCACUUUCAGCUUUGGGCAUGGCAUGUUACGAGCUGCUCCCAGCACUCAUCUAAACAAGUUGAGGAAUGUAGCUUGGACUCCUCCACAUCAAGCGUGCAACUAUACAUCGACCACUUGUCGAUUGUGGAUAUGUCUUCAACCUUGGCGUAA
Molecule: messenger RNA, 798 nt
Organism: Cladocopium goreaui
Lineage: Eukaryota; Dinophyceae; Suessiales; Symbiodiniaceae
Source: the annotation of a GenBank genome assembly